AUGAAGGUGACGCUGUGCCUCGGUCUCAUCCUCGCCCUCGCAGUGACCGCCUGCCUGUGCCGGCCAGCAGCAGAGGCACCGGGUGCCUUGGGGGACCCCCACCAGCCCCCCCCCAGCCUGGUCCGGCGGGACUGGCCCAAGGACCUGUCCCAGGAGCAGCAGCACCUCUUGUCCCAGUUCCUGCCCCACGUCCUCGCAGAGCUGAACAAGCACAAGGCCUUUGUGCACGGGGAUGAGGGGAUGGAGGCUUUGCAUGACCACUACUACCCCGACUGGAUGGACUUCGGCCGCCGCAGCGCUGAGGACGAGGCUGGUGCUGUGUAG
This is a messenger RNA of Pseudopodoces humilis (Tibetan ground-tit), 324 nucleotides long. Its product is annotated as gastrin/cholecystokinin-like peptide. Gene Ontology annotation, cellular component: extracellular region. The record is from RefSeq and is a predicted model, not a curated record. Lineage: Eukaryota; Metazoa; Chordata; Aves; Passeriformes; Paridae. Gene Ontology annotation, molecular function: hormone activity.